AGUCCUGGGUCUUUGAGCGUGAGACAAGUAAGCCAUGAGUUCAGAGAUGAUUGAUGUCACACAACUCCCAGAGUAUCCAGCGGCAUCCGAAGCGGACCUUGCUGCCGUCGAGAUCGAACAGAAAGUACUGUCGGUGAAACUUUCCAGUAUGACAGUGGAGAUCUACAGUCAGCAGACAGCUCCAUCAGGUGGUUCACCAAAGUUAACAGUGCUUCUGCUGCAUGGCAUGUCUUUCACUUCUCAGAACUGGGUUGAUAUCAAAACCUUGCAGAACCUUGCUUUGUGGGGAUUUCGUGCUGUCGCCAUUGACCUUCCAGGCUAUGGCAAAAGUAAAAAUGAAGCAUUGGGCCCAGUGUCCAACGAAGAGUUCAUGGCAGCAGUGGUAAGCUUGCUUCAGAUUAAACCAGUCAUCAUCAGCCCCUCAAUGAGUGGUGGCUUUGCUCUUCCUUAUCUUUUCGAGGAUCCCUUACAGUCAACGGAAAAAGCCAUAGGAUACAUUCCAGUGGCACCUGUCCUGACAGCGAACUGGGAACAAAAUUACCCCAAAAGUCAGCUGCCAACUUUGAUUGUGUAUGGGAGUAGAGAUGAGAGGCUUGGUUUUGCAAGUAGGGACAGUCUGAAAGUAUUACCAGCAUCCCAGAUUGCUGAAAUACCUGAUGCUGGGCAUGCCUGCUACAUGAAUCAGCCAGCUCUUUUUCACAACCUUUUGUAUUGGUUCCUAAACAAACUUUCAGCUUAAUACAAAAGAUAAAUAUUUCAGCUCUAAUUGUUAUGCAUUUAUGAACAUUCUGGUUCAGAGGGAAUGCUGCUGCACAAAUUGAUUUAGCAUGAAGUGUUAGAUUAGUAUGCAUCUUAAUAAUCUUAAAUGCAUCCUGAUACCUGCUGCUAUGGGUGCUCUUGGAAUAGCGUGGUAUUUGCAUUUCCUUGCUAAAAUAUUUUGUGAUGUAGAUAGGCAGAAAUUGGACUGAUUUUGUGAAAGUGAUGUUUUGCAUAAAUGUUCAGGAAGCUUUCAAGGUUUUCACGAGCAACUUUUGUUAUUCAGAAAACUACACUUUCAACUUUUAUGCUGAUGAUGAUGAUGAUGAUGUAGUUUUGUAACGCGCUAGUAUCCGUAUCACAGAGAUACGCUCAAUGCGCAGGGAACCCAGCAGCCACCAAACUGCAGGGCAAAUGAACAACUUCAAAUAAUGUUAAACAAGUGAGUCUUAAGAUUUUUCUGAAAAGAUGCAAUACUAUCAGACUCCUUAGUCGAGAGGGAAAGUGAGUUCCAUGCUGCUGGAGUUUAUGCUGCUCACACCAUGUACUUUUUUACUAUUGUUCUUGCUGCUGUUGUAACAGAUGCAGUUGUUUUGGGAUAGUUUAUUUUGAAACAAGUGUAAUUGUUCAGAACUGCUAUUGCUGUUGUGACAGGUGUGACUGUUUUCGGAUUGUUCAUACCUGCUGUUGGUGUUGUGACAUGUAUAAGAUGUAGAUAACUACUAAAAGGUAGAAAUUACGUUUCACAUGCACUUAUUUUUUAAGAGCCACGGGCUUGUAUUUUUAACAUUUUCUAGCAGUCUUAAAGAAUUCUACCUUUCUAAUGUGCCUUAUAUGAGUGUGACUUCAGUGGAAAAAAAGAUGACUCACAGACCACAGAUGUGGUUCGUAGGCCUUUCUGUUCUGCUUAUGUCCCUUGGUGCUAUGUUUGCUAUAAUGGCUAGUCAGGUCCUGCUAUUGAGGAAGACUACAGUUGUAGCAGUCUACUCUCAAAUAAAUAUUGAAGAUUAUAUAAGAAAGGGAAGAUUACACAACAUGUAGUUAUGCAAGCCAGAGAGGUUAAACAGAUGCACUUAUUGAAAUCUAAUUUUUUGUUAUUUUUUCGGAUGAGUUGUUGUUUUUGACUAGUCAGAACUUUAGGUAAUAAUUUUUACUUUGCA
Pomacea canaliculata is the source of this 1916-nucleotide messenger RNA. Its product is annotated as protein ABHD14B-like. NCBI's taxonomy places the organism in Eukaryota, Metazoa, Mollusca, Gastropoda, Architaenioglossa, Ampullariidae. Bases 35 to 739 code for a protein of 234 amino acids. The record is from RefSeq and is a predicted model, not a curated record. Gene Ontology annotation, cellular component: cytoplasm. The transcript is spliced from 4 exons.